Anoplopoma fimbria (sablefish) is the source of this 2822-nucleotide messenger RNA. It is a transcript of the gene cipca, whose product is annotated as CLOCK-interacting pacemaker a. The transcript has 4 exons. Gene Ontology annotation, cellular component: nucleus. Lineage: Eukaryota; Metazoa; Chordata; Actinopteri; Perciformes; Anoplopomatidae. The record is from RefSeq and is a predicted model, not a curated record. Gene Ontology annotation, biological process: negative regulation of DNA-templated transcription; negative regulation of circadian rhythm. Bases 163 to 1227 code for a protein of 354 amino acids.
AAUUAGGAUGCAAGCCGUCGUUAAACCUCAAUGAAGUAGAAGAAGCUAAACCAGUACAACUCGAGUACAACUGCAGGGGGACAACACACUGACGUAGGAGGCCAACCUUGGACGCCAGUAUCAACGGAUUGCUGUGUUCAAGCAAAGCGCGCACUGGCAAACAUGAGCAGUUUUAGUAGACCCGACAGACACAGGACGCCAUCAUUCACCAGGGCAACACUCCUGGCAGCAUCCAAGUCUGACCUGGAGAGAGAUUCAGGCUUCUCAGAUGCCAGCUCUGAGUACCUCAGUACAGUCGAUCUGACUGACUCUGAAGAUGCAGGAAGGAAUGGGACGAUAGUCGGCCAGGACCCGAUUGGUCCGCAGGUGGCUGUGAUGGGAGGCUCAUAUGCUGGACUGUCUCCAAUGAUCAUCAUGAAUAACUUUGUCUUAAAGCAGCCAUCCCCGAUGGCUCCAGCAGAAAAACAGUGGGGCUUUCCUUCACCCUUGGAAGUGAUGCCUCAGUCACAGAUGGUUCUUCUUCAACCCAUGGUAUCAAAUGGUAGCAGCAGCUCCUCAAACACGGGCUCUGACAAGAUUCGACCUUCCAAAACCUACAUGCCCAUCCGCAAGUCAUAUCCCAAAAUCGCCCCACACCCAUCAGAUACGUCCACAAAAAGGGUGGGAUCCUCCAAGGUGAGGGUGAGUUCAACGUCAGUGUAUGGCCAGCGACAGAGGAGGCACCACCACGGCCACAGGCUCUACAGCUCCCCAAGCCCGAAGCCAGCACUGCAGCCUACAAUCAAAUCCAUCCCCAACUUUGAAGCAGCAAACAAACAGUCACAGGCGGCUGAGAGUCAGGACAGUGACAUGCCUCUCUCCGAGCUGGCGGGGAACAACUCUCUGCUCCCCUACACGGAUGAAUUCGGUACAGACCUUGACGGCAACAGGAUGGACGCUGACCAGGACGACGCACUCUCAAUGGACGUUAACAAACUGAAACGUUUUAGCAACACCUACAACAUUCUCCACAAAUCUGGCUUGCUGGGGAUCACCAUGCGCACAAAGCAGCUGAUCAGGGAGAAUAAGCGCACCCAAGGCCAGCUGCAGCAGCUUCAGGAGCAAACGGCUCUGCUGCUGGAGGCUCAGAGCAGCGGAGACCUGCAGCUCUGGACUAAACUGCAGCUCUCUCUGCAGCACACAGACAAGGAGCAAUGCGGAGCCAAAGCUCAGAGAGUGCUGGUGUAAUAUCAUGAUGGACUUGACCAGCGGUUCUCAAUCAGGGGGUCCCACGAUGAUUUAUUGAAUGUGAAAAUAUACAUCUCAAAUCUUAAAAACUAAAGCUGCCUUUGUGCGAAAUAGUCUAGUUACAAUAUCCAGCAUUAUACAUAAACAAACAAUAAAUUAUAACUAAACUAUACUUUCAUGCUUUGCAGGCAGGAUGGUACAAAUUAUCUAAAAAGUCAGAACUGCUGGUCUAAUAUGAAAAACCAAGUGGGAGUUAAGAAGCAUGCUUACAUUUCAAACCCUUGCCUAUAAUGAAUUAUUUUGCUUCUGCUGUUUCACAAUAGCAAGUGUCACUUGCAAGGGCUAUGGCCUCUACAUUUAGAAUUCUUAGUCGCAUUAAACACAAGUAUACAUUACGCAUAAAGGCACAUGAGAUUAAUUCCUUAUUCGUGUCCUGAAUGUGAUGUAGAGAAAAUAUAAGCAUCAUUUUUAAACCCAGUGUGUAUACAUUUGACCUGUGUUUCAAUUUCCUCUUUACUGAGAUCUUUAAUCAACAGGACAAUAUCUUGUCCAUUUACUUUGUUUUUUUAAAUUGGAUUGUAAAUGAAAGUGAAUAUGCAGAUGCCUCCUUUGCGAGGAAGUGUAUGUACCAACAGCUUUGGCAGUAAGAGUUCAACGUUAUGGCAAAACCUGUUUCCUUUUUUAUAUAAUUUUCUUACUUGGUGUACCUAUUAUUUAUUUGUAGUAAUUUUUCAGACCCAAGACUUAAGCUGUGUGAAUAACAUAAACAAACCAAGCACAUUAUAAGGAGUUCAAUGGUAAAGCAAGGUCCUUUUUUCAAAAGAUAUAUUUAUGAACUACUUUAGCAUUUGCAAAAGCUUGAACUGUAGCAAGUGAAGUGCUGUAGCCAGACAUUUUUUCUCUUGACACUCUCAUAUGUUGCUGCCAUGUUCGUUCCUGCUACUUAAGCUUAAUGUUAUGUAUAAAUGAAAGCUUUAAGGCAAAGAAAUUACAACUAAAUAGUUUCAUAUUACAGACAGUUGCACUUUAGUUAUAAGAUGGCUAACAACUUUUUUAGAAAAAUGUUACAACUUGUAUCUCUAAAUGAAAAUGCUGAAUGAUAAAACGAUAUGUAUAUACAUGUUUAUUUGGAUGCCUGUGCCUUUUUGGAUAUGUUCAUGUUUGCACUUCACAGCUUAGAUUGUGAGCAAGAUUGAAUGUAUUUAAAGGUCUCCAAAGAUUUGAUACUCUUAUCUGACACAAAACAAGCCAUGCCCUGGCUUGGCGAUACGUCCAGAGUUAAUGUAGAAAGAAUAGUAUGAAGACAAGUCAUAUAUGGUUCAGUUUUAAAUGUAAAGUUGAGGUUAACUGUUGUAUUAUUUAUUUUAGCAACAAUACGCUGCUGUUGCAAAAUUUUCUAAUUAUGAGUUAUUAUAAAACUAAGAAAUAAACAUCAAGCCUUAGUUGUAAAAGGGCAAAAGGAGGGUUACAAAAAAUGUUUUAGAAUUACUAUUCAGAGAUUGCUUGUUUUCCUAUUAUUGUGAAAAGUGCUUUCUGUGUUAUUUCUUUAGCAAAUGCCACUUUGACUAAUAAUGAACUGUCAUAAAACUCUGUUU